Messenger RNA from Lolium rigidum, 1906 nucleotides. RefSeq names its product glutamate decarboxylase-like. Gene Ontology annotation, molecular function: pyridoxal phosphate binding; glutamate decarboxylase activity. Lineage: Eukaryota; Viridiplantae; Streptophyta; Magnoliopsida; Poales; Poaceae. The transcript has 7 exons. Gene Ontology annotation, cellular component: cytosol. Gene Ontology annotation, biological process: L-glutamate catabolic process. The record is from RefSeq and is a predicted model, not a curated record. The coding region runs from base 196 to 1683 and encodes 495 amino acids.
GGCGCGCGCGGCAUCCUAUCCUGUCCUACAGAAUAGGCAACGUGCCCCUUUCCUUAAUUACUGGCUUGAUUGAUCGAUCCGGAGACGCGACGACCCCGGCAACCGAUCUCCUCCUUCUUCUCCAAGCACACACAGGCUACGCUCUACUACCGCCUCCUCCCUCGAUCGGAUCAGCCAUCCCCAGCCGCCGGCGAGAUGGUGCUCUCCCACGCCGCGUCGACGGGCUCCUCCGAUGACUCGGUCCACUCCACCUUCGCCUCACGCUACGUCCGCGCCUCCCUGCCCAGGUACCGGAUGCCGGACAACUCGAUCCCCAAGGAGGCGGCGUACCAGAUCAUCAACGACGAGCUGAUGCUGGACGGCAACCCGCGCCUCAACCUCGCCUCCUUCGUCACCACCUGGAUGGAGCCCGAGUGCAACAAGCUCAUGAUGGACUCCAUCAACAAGAACUACGUCGACAUGGACGAGUACCCCGUCACCACCGAGCUCCAGAACCGCUGCGUCAACAUGAUCGCGCAUCUGUUCAAUGCUCCUCUUGGGGAAACCGAGACGGCUGUCGGAGUCGGCACCGUGGGGUCGUCCGAGGCCAUCAUGCUCGCCGGACUGGCCUUCAAGAGAAGGUGGCAGAACAAGAUGAGGGCUGCUGGCAAGCCCUGCGACAAGCCCAACAUUGUUACCGGUGCCAACGUCCAGGUUUGCUGGGAAAAGUUCGCGCGGUACUUCGAGGUGGAGCUCAAGGAAGUGAAGCUGACCGAGGGGUACUAUGUCAUGGACCCACAGAAGGCGGUGGAUAUGGUCGACGAGAACACCAUCUGCGUCGCUGCCAUCCUCGGCUCCACGCUAAACGGGGAGUUUGAGGACGUCAAGACGCUCAACGACCUGCUCGUCAAGAAGAACGAGGAGACAGGCUGGGACACGCCGAUCCACGUUGACGCGGCAAGCGGUGGGUUCAUCGCGCCGUUCCUGUACCCAGAGCUGGAGUGGGACUUCCGGCUGCCGCUGGUGAAGAGCAUCAACGUCAGCGGGCACAAGUACGGCCUCGUGUACGCCGGGGUCGGCUGGGCCAUCUGGAGGAGUAAGGAGGACCUGCCGGAGGAGCUCAUCUUCCACAUCAACUACCUUGGCGCUGACCAGCCCACCUUCACCCUCAACUUCUCCAAAGGUUCCAGCCAGGUUAUCGCACAGUAUUACCAGCUCAUCCGCCUUGGUUUUGAGGGGUACAAGAACAUCAUGGACAACUGCCAAGAGAACGCGAUGGUGCUCAAGGAGGGCCUGGAGCGCACGGGGCGGUUCAACAUCGUGUCCAAGGACAAUGGGGUGCCGCUCGUCGCCUUCUCCCUCAAGGACAACAGCAAGCACAACGAGUUCGAGAUCUCCGAGUACCUGCGCCGCUUCGGCUGGAUCGUGCCGGCCUACACCAUGCCGGCCGACGCGCAGCACAUCACCGUGCUCCGCGUGGUCAUCCGGGAGGACUUCAGCCGCACCUUCGCUGAGCGCCUUGUCAUCGACAUCGAGAAGGUGCUACAUGAGCUCGACGCGCUGCCGUCACGCGUUGCCCCCUCGCUGCUGCCCAACGGCGACGCUACCGCUCCAAAUGACAAGGAUAUGGAGAGGCAGCGCGAGGUGAUCACCCUCUGGAGGAGGGCCGUCGCGGAGAAGAAGAAGACCAGCGGCGUCUGCUAAUCAAGCGACGCACAUGAGCUGUCGGUGUGUACUAGCUGCUGCAUGCUCUGGGCAAAAGUUAUCUUGCAUUUCUGAUUUGAUUUUACAAAUUAAGGUCGCUUCUGUCCAUGUUAAUUUUUAGAGGCCUGGCUCCAUUUGAUCGAAUAUGUUCUUGUACGUGUCAAACAUCAGUUAUGUACUUAUAUUUGUUUUACAAAAUACGGCUAAACGUGGUAUCCAUUUA